Messenger RNA from Miscanthus lutarioriparius, 3252 nucleotides. The record is from the annotation of a GenBank genome assembly. NCBI's taxonomy places the organism in Eukaryota, Viridiplantae, Streptophyta, Magnoliopsida, Poales, Poaceae.
AUGGCUCCCAAGAGGGCGCUGUUCGUGGCGGUCGGCGACGGCGGUGCGCCGCCGCCGCCUCUGCCUCCGGAGAAGCGCCAGCGGGCGGGACCGGCUCCCAGCAGGAACAGCCCCGAGCUGCCGCUGCCGCCGUCGCCGAAGCACUUCCUCGCCAUCGCCCUCGUUGUCCUCUUCUUGAAACGACCGAAGGGUCGGAGCACGGACAGGGUCCCCAUCUCCCUCUCGCAAAUCGGUCGCGUGGUUGGGGACCAGAUUUGUCGUUUCAUCAAUCCCGUGUUUAGGAAACUGGAAAGAAUCGAGGAGCGGAUUCAGGAUCUCACCGUCAAAGUGGAUAAUAUAACACGGCCCUCUAAUAACCUCCUCAAUGAUGAGCAAUUCACCCAAGAGGAAAACCAGGAAGGCACCAGUGCUGAACCUGCAGGAUUGGCCACUGCUCAAGGCAAUUGUGAAAACACCAGCAUUCGGCUGCGCUUCCUCAAUGGACUGAAGACUCCCGUCUACCAUGACGAUGAGGUAAAAUCGGAGAGCAAUACAGCCAUUAAGGUUGGCAUAUUUAAUGGAGACAAGAUGAUCGAAUCAGGCGGGCUUUCAAACCUGCAAAUUGAGAUCUUCGCCCUUGAGGGCAACUUUCCUCAUGCUUCCCCAAAGAGUUGGACUCCAAAGAAGUUCAAUAAGCAUAGAGCACAUUCGCGUGAUGGAAACGGAAAUGUGUUGGCCGGUGAAGGAACAAAAGCCCAGCUUAAGAAUGGAAAGUGCGAUCUUGGUAGCAUCAAAUUCACAGAAGGGUCGUGCAAGGCUCGCGGCGGGAAGUUCAUCAUUGGGGCAAGAGUUUGUGAGGGUGAGGUAUCGGGUCUCCAGGUUCAACAAGCCGUCAUGAACCCUGUAGUUGUGCAGGAUCGCAGAAACAAAUCAAAUGAAAAGAGUCAUCCUCCAAAACUAAAUGAUAGCGUGCAUCGUCUGGAGGAGAUUGCCAAAGUUUAUGCCGAAAGGCUGGAGAAGAAGAACAUCUUUACUGUGGAACAGUUUUUAAAGGCUUUAAAUAAGGACCCUUGUAACCUCGCCAAAGUAAACUCAACAUUUUUUUUUAUCAAAUCUCAAACAUUUUCUUUCAAAACUCUCAGUCAGUUUAUUUACAUCACAUCAUUGCUAUUCCUCGAAACGGCAGCAGCUGAAAGAUUGAGCCAUGAUCCGACUGAGUCAUCUUGUCCGAAUGCAUACAAUGACCCAGUUCCCAGCUCCUCCAUUCCUGAUCACCCCAGCAUGCAUAACUAUCAAGGUGGAAGUGUUCCAGUUGUACCACUUGAAGGCUUGAGCCAUGAUCAGCACAAUGAUUUGUUACGUGCAAAUGCAAACAAUAAUGAUCCUGAACCUAGUUCCUCCACUGCUGAUCACCUCUGCACAUAUGACUACCGAGAUCAAGGGAACCCACCUGCUGGUCAGGGGCAGUUCUCGGCUUUCACUAAUGCCCCGUGUCAAGAUCAAGACACCCUUGGAGGUGCGGCUAAUAUAAGUCAAUUCGUCUCCCCUGAAGUUGUCGAAUUGACAUUUCUCCAGCACCAAGCAGGCAUUAACAACUAUGUGACACCAGGCUUGGAUCUUGUGGAAAUCCAAAGUCAGUUUUUCUGGUUAAGCAAUGGCACCUUAGAUGGAUCAACUUGUGGUCACAUCAAUACAGCGUUACCACCACAGCAACCUAUAAUCCCUGGUAUGUCUCUCAAGCCUUCUCACCAUCCUUGGAAAGCAGGAAAGGUACCCCAAGAUCAGGUCAAGGGAGCACACAGAGCCAGAUGCAAGCUCCCUUGGCCCCCACCAAUGACGCCUCAGUGGCAUCUGCUUCUGCUCAGCAGGCCCUUCCACCACAACAGUGUUAUCCCUGGAACGGAUCAUGGCUACAGACUUUUUUCUUCGCUGAGUAUGAAGUGUGCGAACUGGGAAAUAGCUACUCGCAGUCGCAGUCGCAGGCGAGCCGCGGACUCGCGCACCCGCCCCGGGCGCCCCGCUCGCCUCCUUCCCCACCCGCGACCGAGAGGCAGCGACGCGCAGGCACCAGGCGCGGAUGGCAUCGACCAUCGACGGCGGCGCCGCGCCGUACUGCCAGAGCCCCGGCGGCGCAUACCGUCCUCCCUGACGAGAUCUGGGGAGAUCUUCCUGCGCCUCGACGCCGCGGCCGACCUCGCCCGCGCCUCCGCCGGCUGCUCCUCCUUCCGCCGCAUCGUCUCCGACCGCCGGUUCGUCCGCUGCUUCCGGUCCCUCCACUCCCCUCCAGUCCUCGGGUUGAUCAGAUACGGAUACCGAGAAUUCCUCCCCGUCGGACGGCCCCACCGCUCCGCCCCGGAAGCCCGCGCGCUCGCGCAAGACGCCGACUUCACCUUCUCCUUCCUCCCCGACCCCAGCGCGUGGAGCUCUCGCGACGCCCGCGAUGGCCGCGUCCUCCUCUCCCGGCGCAUCUCCGCCGCAAUCGCCUUCGAGGAUUUCCUAGUCUGCGACCCCUUGCAUCGCCGGUACGUCAAGAUUCCCCGCAUACUGGACGACCUACUGGCGGCCUCCACCCCAGACAAUGGUACGGCGCGGCAUCUGUUACCCGUUCUGGCUCCAACCGGUGACAAUGACGAGGAGGAAUCGUUCAGAGUUAUAUGCACUGUGCAGGACAAAGGCAAACGCAAGGUCAUGGCUUUCGUCUUCUCUUCCUGCAACCAGACGUGGCAAGGUAUUAUAAGCACGAUCUAUUUGCCUAAUGGAUUUAUUGGAUGCAAGCCCUACUAUGCGCACGGCUGCUUGUUCUGGAUGUUCUUUGGCAAGGGCUAUUCGCUAAUGCUUGAUACAAGUGAGAUGAAAUCCUCCAUCAUUGACCUCCCGCCCCACAAUUUUGAUUUUGGUUCAAUGCAUGCCAUUGUCGAGGCAGAGGACGGCAGACUCGGGUUCUUAACUAUUGGUGAUGGCACAAUUGGCCUGUAUUGCAAGAAUUGGCAAAGCAAUGGUGUUGGCGCACAAGAGUGGCAGCAUGACAAACUGAUUCCGUUGCCCAAAGACUCUGGGGUCAACUAUAGUUGGGACAUUGUGGGCACAGUAGGGCGUUAUGUAGCUCUAGUGGCUCAUGACCCAAUCUGUGAUGAGUCGUCGCCAAAUUCUGAACUUUUUGUACUGGACAUUAAGACAUUGCUUGUUGAGAAGCUCUGCACCUUGAACGAUGGCAUGUUCUGUGGUUUUCCUUAUGCAAGAUUUCCACCACCGUUGGCACUGCCAAGCAUAUGA